AUGUUUCCAUGCUUUCGGAGCCGUGAACAAAUUGGAAUAUUGCUACUUAUCAUAGCUUCUACCAACUUUCUUCUGGCCCCAAGCGAUCUUAAUCAUGAGGUGACUCGGCCUCAGUUUGGGAAAACCAAUGUCACAAUCAAUCAAAACCACAACGUUCCAAAGUCCAACAGAUUUUCGAGAACCAAAAUUUUAGGCUUUGCUGACUACAACUACCGUGAAUAUGCCCUGCGUUGGUACCAGCGAUUGAGUGACUUGGGCUACAGCGAACAGGUUGUUGUGGCUGUGGAUGAUGCAGCUGUGGAUUUCUUCCGCAAACACAAGGCACAGAUUCGUUGGGAGGAGCUUCCGUAUAAACCAUGUACGACUUGGAACGAGGACUCGAGAAUCUAUCGAAGACAAAUAUUUGGAAGGCGAUGGAAGUAUGUCUACGAUCAACUGCUGAAAGGGCACUCGGUUCUUAUCACGGAUGUUGACAAUGUGUUUAGAAGAAAUUUUGCUUUGCAGAACCUCGAACAGUCAGAGUACGACGUGUUUCACGCCUACUCCACCUCCUACCCUACCCAUGUUUUUGAAGAAAUGGGCUUCACAGUCUGCGGUGGACUGUCUUGGCUGCGAGACGACAGUAAAGUGAAACGAUUUGUAAGGAGUCUGGUCAACCGUUGCAAUUGCUUGGAAUUGCAGCCCGACAAACCAGACACAUCAGACGAGCUUUGCAAAAAGUGCUAUUGCGACGACCAGAUAGCUCUCAACGAGAUGUUGUGGAAAGGAAAGCACAAGGUCAAUUGGGAUCACGAGAUGUCCAAGCCUGCAAAUUUGAGUGACUUUCCCUUUGAGGGACUGACGGGUGUAUCUAGCACGACGAAACACCGAAUCAAGGUGUGGGAUCGAAGUUUCGCAUACCGCGCCAAAAUGCCAAACGUCUGUCCCAUCGACAACUGGGUAGCAAUGCCCCUGUACGUGGAUCGAGCCGAUGUCGUUCAAGUAUGGAGCGCCUUGUGUGGCGAUUGA
Messenger RNA from Cylindrotheca closterium, 1008 nucleotides. The record is from the annotation of a GenBank genome assembly. Lineage: Eukaryota; Bacillariophyta; Bacillariophyceae; Bacillariales; Bacillariaceae.